AUGGACAUGAGCGGCUCAUCUUCCUCUUCAACGUCGUCGCAGGAGCACUCGCCGGCGCUGAGGGUGCAGCCGCCGCCCAAGCGUCCCGCGGGGCGCACCAAGUUCAAGGAGACGCGGCACCCGGUGUACCGCGGCGUGCGGCGCCGCGGCAGCGCCGGCCGGUGGGUCUGCGAGGUGCGCGUCCCCGGCGGCAAGCGCGGCGAGCGGCUCUGGCUCGGCACGCACGCCACGGCCGAGGCCGCCGCGCGCGCGCACGACGCCGGCAUGCUCGCGCUGCUCGGCGGCCGCCCUGUCUCCGCCUCCGCCUCCGCCGCGCGCCUCAACUUCGCGGACUCCGCGUGGCUGCUCGCCGUCCCGUCCGCGCUCGCCGACCUCGCCGACGUCCGGCGCGCGGCGCUCGCCGACCUCGCCGACGUCCGGCGCGCGGCGCUCGCCGCCGUCGCGGACCUCCAGCGCCGGGAGGCCGCCGAUUGCGUCGCGACCGUCCCCAUUUACGAGGCCGACGCCUCCAGCGCGUCGGAAUCCUCGUCCGCGGACGACGCCGGCUCGUCGGCCACGUCCCUGUCUUCUGAGCUGGAUGGAUUAUUCGAGGUGCCGGCAGCUGCAGCACUUGGCAUGGGAAAUGACAUGUUCGACUUUGAGCUCGGCAUGUCCGGGGAGAUGGACCUCGGAUCGUACUACGCAGACCUCGCGGAGGGGAUGCUCCUAGAGCCGCCGCCGGCGGCAGAAUUCACCGAGGUGUGCUGGGAGGACAGCGGAGCUGAUUACGCCGCGCUCUGGAGCUACACCUGA
Molecule: messenger RNA, 792 nt
Organism: Lolium rigidum
Lineage: Eukaryota; Viridiplantae; Streptophyta; Magnoliopsida; Poales; Poaceae
Product: dehydration-responsive element-binding protein 1H-like
Exons: 1
Coding region: 1-792 (263 amino acids)
Biological process (GO): regulation of DNA-templated transcription
Molecular function (GO): DNA binding; DNA-binding transcription factor activity
Source: RefSeq, a predicted model, not a curated record